AUGAACACUCUACUGAGCAUCUACAUAUUCUCCAUCACUAUCACAACAGGGAUCGGUCUUGUUUGUCGAAGCUGUAAGAACUACCUUGGAGACAGCUGUACGCUGGCGACCACCGAGACGUGCGCCCCAUCCGUCACAAGCUGUUAUACCUCCUUGAUGGUUGCAAAAUUUGGUAAUCCAUUUUACCCAGUGGUCGUAAAAUCCUGUGCAACACAUGGGGAGUUAUGUCAUUUUACAUACAACAUGUCUGCAGGAGUUGAACUGUAUAAUGAAGUAAAGUGCUGUGAAGGAGAUAUGUGCAACGAAGAAACAAUCAAGUUGCCCCCAAAAAACAGCACAGAAAAUGGGGUGCAGUGUCCGGUCUGUUAUGCAGGUGCAAAAAGCUGUACUCCAACUGGAAACAUCAAGUGCCAAGGACCCCAGACAAAAUGCUUCACAUUCUCCGGGGGAAUCUACGAUGAGCGUAGGUUUGAAGAUGGUGCUUUUCAAGGAUGUGCCACAGAAAACCUCUGCCUCAAUCGUGUCCCAACGUAUCCUGAAACCGUCUUCCAAGAAGGCUACACCCUGACCUGCACCGACAGCAAACCCUGAAGACGAGUUGUCAGAUCAUUUUUUUAAACUUUUUUGCAGUGUUUUUAAUCUUAUUGUUUACAGAAAUUGGUUGUGGGAAACUUACAGAUUCACUUCUUAUUACUGAUAAUGGGGAUUGUUUUGGUAAUUGCUAAUUUUCAGGAUUAAUAAAAAAUAUAUAUUUUUAUUUAAAUAAUAAAAUCUCCU
Molecule: messenger RNA, 777 nt
Organism: Hyla sarda
Lineage: Eukaryota; Metazoa; Chordata; Amphibia; Anura; Hylidae
Product: phospholipase A2 inhibitor and Ly6/PLAUR domain-containing protein-like
Exons: 5
Coding region: 1-591 (196 amino acids)
Source: RefSeq, a predicted model, not a curated record